Messenger RNA from Phytophthora sojae, 2206 nucleotides. RefSeq lists its product as hypothetical. The record is from RefSeq and is a predicted model, not a curated record. The transcript has 7 exons. Lineage: Eukaryota; Oomycota; Peronosporomycetes; Peronosporales; Peronosporaceae. Gene Ontology annotation, molecular function: calcium ion binding. Bases 176 to 2206 code for a protein of 676 amino acids.
AGGGAAUAGAAAUUAGAUGAAUUUCACUUCGAAAACGUCUUGAUCUCGACAAUCCUAUCGGUCGAGGCCAAUGAUCAUGUUUAUCAGAGUUCGACGACACUGAAAAUAGUGUGCUCAAGUGCCUGGCUUGGUGAUCUGAGCCGCUCACAGUCCUGAAGCACCCUCGUGACUGUAAAUGGAGGACCUCCAGCAGCGACCGCUGUCCGCAAGACCGACCUCUGCGUUAGAAAGCCUGGAUGUGUCCACAAUUGUACCCGAGAGUGUCUUGAGUCCGGAAGAGAUACGCUUGCUGACGUACAAAUUCUCGCUCUGUAAUACUGCUGCCGACAACAAGAAAGUUCGGGCGCCACUCGCACGAUUACCUGCAGCUCGCGCUUACAAGCUCUUCCGGGAGGAUUACCCGUCGCUGUCGCAAUGGGAGAUCCAAGCCGUUUUCAACAAGUACGAUGUCGACGGAGACGGGCAUCUUUCCUUCAUGGAGUACCUCCAGACCCGCGCGUAUUACCGGAUGCUGCUUGAAGAAAACACGCAGAUGGAGUUGCAGCGCAUCUUCUCGAUUCUAGACACCGACGCGGACGGGAUCCUUCUUGCGGACGAUGUGUUGCACCGUAUCGAGCAAACUGGACUUCAAGGCGUCGGUAUGCUGAAGCAGGCCAUCACACAGGCGGCUGAAGCCACCAAAGGUGCCGUAAAAAGCAGGCAGUUCCGUCAUCGUGAAGGUGAAAUCACCUUUCCGCACUUCUCGGCGUCGAUACAGGACGUGAAUCGUAAGAUGGAGCAGGGGAUCGCCGCGAAAACGCUUCGAGUGAUCGACCUGCAGCUGGAACAACAGCAGCAACAGGUUCUCUGGCUGCGAAAACCCACGUCCGCGCCUGACCACAAAGCGGAGGCACUCCGGAUAGAGAUCGAUGUGCUGCAUCGCGAGAUUCGACGGUUGAAGAAGGAACUCAUCACUGAUAACAACAACGCGCUCGAGGAGGCCUGCGAAAAGUUGAUGGCAACGUACGAGAACGAGCAGCACGUGUAUGAGUGCCUCAACAACUUCAUCAGCUACUGUAAUCUCCAUGACGCGACACUUUUCCGAUACAACCUCGAGCGCGAGGGAAAGAGGGUUCACAUCUUGAACGCGAUGCUGCUCGCCCCGCCCGAGCAUCUCAAGGUGAUGCUAGAAACACUGCUGAUGAAUCCAAAGCUUCGCAAGCAGUUCGCGUACUACGCCAUGAACGGAAACGUGACGAAUCUUGUCUGGAUCACGCGCACCAACUUCAUCAAAUUCGUCAAGGACUGCAAACUGGACCUGCUCCCAACGCCAGCACUGAAAGAUGUGGAUAUCACGAACAUAUUUGCUGCUGCGACUGGUACCGGGAAGUCAAUGGGCUUUGCUGAGUUGCUGUCCGCCUGCAUCUUGAUUUUCAAGCGUGCCAACCAUUUGCAAGGGUCAUUAUCGGACGAUGACAUACAUAAUUUGGUCGAGACGCACAUUAUCCCACGCGCUAAGUGCAUUCGCGUACAGCAGCUCGCGCCCGACAUAUCCCAAAGCCACGUUUUGAAGCUGUUGACAGAGCAUAUCUGGCAACUCAAGCAAAUUUUCUCACAUUUCGGAAUCCAAAGCCUGACUGAGGUCGACAGCAAAGUCCGCCUUGACAUGAAGGAAUUCCUCACUUUUGCACGGGCAUUCAACAUCGUUCGCUCUACCCCAGACGGUGAUGGUGAGCCCCUUGCCGAACUAAUUCGUGAGUAUUACGCUGCAAAGCUGGACAUCAGCAUCACGAAUUCUAAACGCCGAGAAGCUGCAGAUCUCAGCUUUCGCGAGUUUCUUCGGUGUAUUCAGCGAAUUUCCUUAGCCAUGCACGUCCGCAAAUCGCACGACACUCCUCGAGCCAACGGCGUAACUACCACACUUUUUGAGGCAACAAAAGACGACUGCAAUCGAGCACCUGAGAACGUGUCUACACCUCGCUCACCGCGUACUCCACGGUAUCAGCGUCGUGGAAACGUGUUGGACACAUCACCAAUGAAGAACUGCAAAAUCACGAGUACAUCCGUCAUCUCGCGCCUGCUUCAAACGUCAAGGGCAAUGCCCACAGCCCCGCUAAAACCAACUCCACCACCUUGUUCUCUCAAAACACCCAGGCGACCGAUUACGUCUGGUGGCCCGCCACUCAUUCGGGUUGUCCAGCGACCACAAUUUGAGUUUUCCGGUUAG